AUGUCAUAUUUACAUAGAAAACUACGGCCUCCUGCUCAAAAUCCACAUAGAAGAUUUGAGGAGGACGCAAAGAGCAGGAGAAAUGGCUUUUUUGCGAAUUUGUUUAAGAAAGUAGAUGGUUCAAAACCCAAAGCCAAUUUGUUUGUUUUGAGCUACGAAGCAAUUAGUCUUGAAUCAUAUGACAAUGCCGAUCUGUAUGAGAAGAUUCUCAUUUCUGUUUUUGGUUUAGAGAAUUUGCUAAACAGUCAACCAGGUGGCUUCAACGCGAAGUGUCUACCGGAUAGAGAACAAUUUGAUUUGUUUUGUGCCACCACCAAGACAAAUUUUUUUUCCAAAUUCAAUGACUCUUUCAACAUAAGUAACUCUUCUGUCAAGUUACUUCGAAGAAGAUCGUUUGAAUUAGUUAAUUAUCAAUAUAACAGAAGCCAUGAAGUCACUCCUGCUUAUCUGGCCACUAUAGCACGAAUGGCGACACCGACAGGAUCUGUCUUUGGAUUCAAUCUUUUAUGUAUGAUUGGUCAUGAUAUUACAGUCGCAAACUUCCAUGACGCACUUCCGAUUCUAGAUCCCGAGUCCGGAAGAGCUGGCUAUAUCCUAUGCGAUAUGAUAUCACGACUGUGUUCUUGGGAAAAUGGAAUUUACGAUAGUUACAGUGUAAAUGCUGCAAAACAGUACCUUGGAAAGUUUCUAUUCAUUGAUCUGAUCCCAUGGUUGGAGAGCAGAAAGGAAACCAUCAACAAUGGAAUUAGCCAAGCAUCAUUGUACUUGCACUUAACCAGUCCUAUAGUUGCAGUAACAUUCUCACGCCAAGUCACAUCAGUUGCAUUGUCAAACUUUGUUCAUCAGUAUGGGUUAGAUUCAAAAGAUAAUUUGGUGGAUAUCGUUGGGAUACCUCAAUUAUGCUCAUACGCAAGUACAGAGUACAUAUAUGACGGCACCGAUGUUGAUGGCCCCCCUCCUGGUUUUGAGAUUAUUGUAAUUCCUCAUUUUCAUCCAGGUGUUGACAAACAUACCACAAGGUCAGCAAACGGAGCAAGGCGUAUUAUUGAUAUUGUCUGGAGAAUUACGUUGGCUAUUCUCGAGAUAGCACACGAUCUGAUAGUUGCAAAUCCAAAUACCCUGAGAAGUAAUAUUGUCUGGCAAGUAUAUGAGUAUUGUAAUAAAGACUCUUCCAAUAAACCGCCAAUACUCCGAUAUUUAUACAACGAGCUCAAUACAGUGGUUGCAACAUACAAGUCAAAAGAAAGGGAGGCCCGUGAAGAAUAUCCUCAGGUUGAGUUACUUCCCGAAGCAUUGAUAGCAUAUAGAACGAAAAGUGCACUUACACGCACGGAGAAUUCUGAAAAAGCUCUUGGUCAAGCUAAUAGUAUGGAAAGAAAAAACCAGGUUCUAAUGUUGUGGAAAAAAAACUUGAGAAGUUUACAUGUUGGGUAUCCCAGAAGUGAUAAGGCUCAAUGGAUAGAAUGGGCAUUAACAAGAGACAUUGGAACCAAUUUUUAUUUGGCAUCUCUUUCCGUAAUUAGUCAAAGACCCACAAGUCAAGGAUUCAGCCCAAACAUAAUUUCCAAGUUUGAUCAAUAUAAGCCGAGCCAUGUCUCUCUUGAGGAAGUGUUACAAGACCCAGAAUUACAGUUGGUUUGCUUUCGUAAUUGGUCAAGAUACUGUAUUGGUAAACGACAGCCAAAUUCUAGCAACUACAGUAGCGAGCUCCAACGUGCACGUGGAAAACGUUCGGCUGAGACUGCUUUGGAAAGAUAA
Mucor mucedo is the source of this 1758-nucleotide messenger RNA. RefSeq lists its product as uncharacterized. Lineage: Eukaryota; Fungi; Mucoromycota; Mucoromycetes; Mucorales; Mucoraceae. The transcript has 4 exons. The record is from RefSeq and is a predicted model, not a curated record. Bases 1 to 1758 code for a protein of 585 amino acids.